GUUGGGACGCCGGUCAAACCAAAGAAUGACGGCCAGGAUAAGGCACUCAUGGGCCGUGUAUUGGCUGAUUUGAAAGAAGUUGUCUCCAUUGUGCGGGAGGCCAGUGCACAACAAUUUGAUAGGAUGUGCACCCUUGAAAGAAAAAUGGACGAGUGCCUUAGGCGUACCCUUGCGAACGGUAGACGCACGGACGGCCUCAUCACAGAAUUCAAUAACCACCGAAAUAUUUGAUGUUGAUCGCCCAGGAGUCGAGGACAUACAACUAUCUGACCUGGGAGUACCUGCGGACCCAAUGGAGGUCCCAGGAGAGAAUACUACUCGCCAGCAAUAACAAAAAGAUGACACGGAGGUCAUUGCCAAAGGCAUUUCUGCUAAGGGAAUACAAAAAGAUUACAUGGAUGCCCCCAAGAAGAACGUAUCUGAAGAUUUGCAGCCUGCUCCUAGUUUGCAAUCGCGAAAGCAUUCAAAAGCCAAGAUUAGCCUUGAAGCUUUCAUGGAUGAAGAAGACAAAGUUGUUGCUGCAGCUUGCAAGGAGAGUCUCAAGAAUGUUUCACAGCUUUAUAAAGAGGUGGAUGCAUCGCAGGGUGCUCCGAGUUUGGAUUCGCGAAAGCGUUCCAAAGCCACCACAAGCCUUCAAGCUUUCCUGGAUCCUCUGAAUUGGAGGCACAAUGAGAAUGUGCGAAAGACUCAAGAAAGAAGAAAUCAAGAUGAUGAAGAUGUCAGUAUUGAGGUGGGUGCAGAGGUAGGUACCAAAAGCAACCACCAGUCUGCCAAGGCUAAGGGAAUAAGGGAGCCGGAAGAGCCCCAUGUCUUCCCAGUUGAUGAGGACAACUAUGAUGGUUCUUUAGCAAAGCAGCGAUAAGAUAGUGGGGUUGAUUCCAUGCUACCAACUCGUGCGAGCAGACGGAAAAGAGUGGCCUCUUCAUUAUUGUGCAAUGAAGAUUUUGUUCUGUACGAUAGUGAUAAGAAGAGAAAGAAAAACAGGACUCCAUCGAAGUCUACCAAUGAUUCCAAGGACACAAAGAAUACAAAGAGGAAAAACCAUGCAAGCAAUUUAAAAGAUACA
This is a messenger RNA of Triticum aestivum (bread wheat), 1066 nucleotides long. RefSeq lists its product as uncharacterized. Lineage: Eukaryota; Viridiplantae; Streptophyta; Magnoliopsida; Poales; Poaceae. The record is from RefSeq and is a predicted model, not a curated record. The transcript has 5 exons. Bases 395 to 862 code for a protein of 155 amino acids.